AAACAGAGGACUCCGCCAACCACGAAUACUGCCUUGAGCCUCUUUUCAUCACAUUAACACCGGUAACCAGCGGAAAUGGAAUCCCCUCAUGAGCACCAGCAGAACCUACUGCUUUCCCGUAUCAUUACCAAUGUGGAAAAGCUCAAUGAAGCCGUCGUUGUUAUGAAUAAGAGCCUUCAGGAUAUCAAUAUUCAGAACAUGAACGUUGAAUUGGUUGCGCAAAUGUUCAAGAACUACCAAUCGAAUGUUCUAUUUCAUCUUGAGGCCACGGACAACCUUAAGCCGCCGAACUGAGUAUCAGUAUGGGUGGAUAAGACUGGAGUUUUUGUAAUUAUGAUGGCGCAUGACUGUAAAUGAAAUAAUGACUUACUGCCACUCUUCCAAUAUAGAAAGGAGGUUUUGCAAAGAAUUCGACUGGAAGCUUGCUAUACCAGAACCAAGCUUGCCUACCUUUACCUACUAUUUGCCUAAAUUAUGUGCAAACUCUUAAAAAAUGAUGAUGAGCCAGGCUUGACAGUGCACCCAAUAUCUAAUCACGACAAGCCACUAAGGUAUCUGACAGCCUUGCCUUGCACUUAUAGAAGACAUUACAAUCUCUGCAU
Messenger RNA from Fusarium redolens, 602 nucleotides. Its product is annotated as DASH complex subunit Dad4. The transcript is spliced from 5 exons. Lineage: Eukaryota; Fungi; Ascomycota; Sordariomycetes; Hypocreales; Nectriaceae. Gene Ontology annotation, biological process: attachment of spindle microtubules to kinetochore. Gene Ontology annotation, cellular component: mitotic spindle; DASH complex. The record is from RefSeq and is a predicted model, not a curated record. The coding region runs from base 76 to 294 and encodes 72 amino acids.